AUGGAGCUCCCGGCCGCCUCCGUCCCCCACUCCGUCUGCACGGCGUACAGCAACCUCGUCACGACGACGGCGGCGCAGCAUCGGCGCUCCCGGCCGCCGCCGCCGCGGCGCCCGCGGCAGGGCAGCUGCUGCGCCAUGCUGAAGCAGCACAAGACGAGGCUGUACAUCCUCGGGCGGUGCCCUAGUCCGGUGAGCCGGCACUCGGUCGCCGCCGCGGCCAGCGGCAGCAUGUCCCUCAACGGCGGAGGCAUCGCGGGCCUUCUUCCCCGGCCCCGCUGA
Molecule: messenger RNA, 279 nt
Organism: Triticum turgidum subsp. durum (durum wheat)
Lineage: Eukaryota; Viridiplantae; Streptophyta; Magnoliopsida; Poales; Poaceae
Source: the annotation of a GenBank genome assembly